Molecule: messenger RNA, 1976 nt
Organism: Setaria italica (foxtail millet)
Lineage: Eukaryota; Viridiplantae; Streptophyta; Magnoliopsida; Poales; Poaceae
Exons: 3
Coding region: 19-1566 (515 amino acids)
Molecular function (GO): acetylglucosaminyltransferase activity
Source: RefSeq, a predicted model, not a curated record
ACGGCUAAUGCUACGCGGAUGGAAGGCCACGGUGGGCGUCUGGCGGCCUUGUCCCGCCACAGCCUUGUGGCGCUGUCGCUGCUCACGCUCAUCUCGGGCACCCUGGCGUUCCUUGCGUACGUCGUCUUCGUCCCAGUCCCGGGUGGCGGCGCCGGCUCCGGCGGACUGAUGUACCAGUGGCGGAGAUGCCAGGAUUCCGCGGGCAGGUCUGAUGGCGACGACGGUGGGACUAUGGCUGGCGGCGUCGCUCGCGCACCGACGUCACUGUCGCACAUCGUGUUCGGCAUCGGCGGCGCGGCUCGGACGUGGGGCCACCGCCGCGGGUACGUGGAGCUGUGGUGGCGCCCCGGGCGGACGCGCGGCCACGUCUGGCUCGACGAGGAGCCGGCGGGUCCGUGGCCGGCGGCGACGAGCCCGCCGUACCGCGUCUCGGCGGACGCGUCGCGGUUCGGGCGCCGGGCGGCGGCGUCCCGGAUGGCGAGGAUCGUGGCGGACUCCUUCGCGGCCGUCGCCGCGGCGAACGGCACGGGGGAGGAGGAGGUGCGGUGGUUCGUGAUGGGCGACGACGACACGGUGUUCUUCCCGGACAAUCUGGUGGCCGUGCUGCGCAAGUAUGACCACGAGCAGGCGUACUACGUCGGGGCGCCGUCGGAGAGCGUGGCGCAGGACUUGACGCACUCGUACGGCAUGGCGUUCGGCGGCGGCGGGUUCGCCGUGAGUUACCCGGCCGCCGCCGAGCUAGCCGGGGCCAUCGACGGCUGCCUCGACCGGUACAGGGAGUUGUUCGGCAGCGACGAGCGCGUCCAUGCCUGCCUCAGCGAGCUCGGCAUCCCGCUCACCCGGGAGCCCGGCUUCCACCAGCUGGAUCUCCGCGGCGACGCAUAUGGGCUUCUUUCGGCCCACCCGGUGGCGCCGCUGGUGUCGCUCCACCACCUGGACCUUAUCGAGCCCAUAAGCCCACACGGUCGGACCGCGCUGGACGCGGUGCGGUCGCUGGUCGAUGCAGCCCAGCUCGAUCCGGCCCGGUCGCUGCAGCAGGCCUUCUGCUACCACAACGACAGCGGCGGCUCGGAGGGCAGCAACAACUGGUCCGUCUCGGUCGCGUGGGGCUACGCCGCGCAGCUGUACCCGUGGGCUGUUCCGGCCCAUCAGCUGGAGGUCCCUCUACAGACAUUCGAGGCCUUGCGGGGGAGGCCCGAUGGGCCGUUCUUGUUCAAUACCAGGCCCUGGAGGCCCGACGACGCGUGCGCCCGGCCCUUGACGUUCUUCCUUAGCCAUGCCCGGAACGAGACCUACGGGGCGACGGCGGCGGCGGCCACCGUGACGGAGUACUCGAGGCACGCCGGCGGGAAGUCGAUGGAGAAGGAGUGCGACAAGCCCAGCUUGCGUUCGGCUGCGGCGGUUCAGACGGUCAGGGUCCUGGCGCCCAAGAUGAAUCCUGCUGAUUGGGAACGGGCGCCACGGAGGCAGUGCUGCAAGACGGCGUGGGCUAGGCGUGGCUCGGUUCUGGAGGUACGGAUUGGACGGUGCCGUAGAGGAGAGCUCGCCGUCGUCUCCUCUCCGUAGAUCGUAGAUUCAUAUAAGAUUAUCAGUCCAUCUGUUCUAAUCUCAGCAACAAGAAUUCGAUACUGAUCGACGAAGCGAAUAAUAACUCUCACCGUGUGGUUGCCUGAGAAAUAACCUAUCCAGGCUAUUUUCUCUGAACCAGCGGUAUUGUUCACGGCUAGAUUCUCAACAUUUUCUGUAGUAGUGCAAAUUGGUGCCUCUAAUCCUAAGGUAUCUACCGAUCAUCUUUAGUGCAAAUUGGUGACGUCUUUUACUUCUUCGAAGAAGAUGUCACAAUAGUGUACAUUCCAAAUGCAUAAAUGAAAAAAAUGCAUAUGAGUUUUACUAGAGAUAGGGAUGUACAUGAUACGCUUGCCACCAAAUUUAAUUAAACUCAACUUAAAUAAAGUGGGCGAAGUCAUUUCCUACAA